Molecule: messenger RNA, 1899 nt
Organism: Endocarpon pusillum Z07020
Lineage: Eukaryota; Fungi; Ascomycota; Eurotiomycetes; Verrucariales; Verrucariaceae
Exons: 2
Coding region: 1-1899 (632 amino acids)
Source: RefSeq, a predicted model, not a curated record
AUGCCCGAUCAUUCCGACUGCCAGUAUCCCCAAGAGAGACCGUUCAUGUCAACACUCGCCUUGUUAAGGAGCCGGGUACAGCAAGGGUGUCAGAACUGUAGACUGAUCUGGCAGGGCAUUGAAGAAUUCGCUGAUGACAAAGUCCGCGAGGAUGGAAAACUGUGCGAUGACAAUGCGGAAGUCUGGGUCCGCCAGAAGGUAGUUAAUGUCACAUGGACUCAGGUCGACUCGUCACCGUUGCGCCUGGAGUUUUUCACCGACUCCAACGAAGGUGUGUUCCCCGCCUGGUGCGACCUACAACCGUUACCAAUAGUAUCAGAACCUGCUUCAAAAGCAUGCUUCGAUACCAUAAGACGGUGGAUUGAUGAGUGCUCUACAGAACACGCUCGUUGCCACUCUGAUGCUUCCGGUCCACUUCCCCAUCGUGUCAUUGACGUCCGGGGCGUCUCCGGUACUAGUGAUGUCUUUCUUUAUGAGAGUCAUCAUGAAGCAGCUAGAUAUAUUGCUUUGAGCCACUGCUGGGGCCGGCAGCCGCCUUUAACAACAACGAAGGCCACUUUGUUGGAGAGAAAAUUUGCUAUUCGAUGGACAACUUUACCCCAAACUUUCCAGGACGCUAUUUCCAUUACUCGAGAAUUAGGUGUACAGUAUCUAUGGAUUGAUUCUUUGUGCAUCCUUCAAGAUGAUGAAGGUGAUUGGGUAACCGAGUCCGCGCAGAUGGAUCAGGUUUACAAGAAUUCGUGGAUUACGAUUUCGGCGGCCGGAGGAGCCCACGCAAACCACGGCUGUUUUCGAAGAGUGUCUAGGAGAGAAAUCCUAGUGUUGAAAGUCCGCAACCAAAAAAAUGACGUCCUGUCUUCUAUUUUGAUUCGAAAGCAAAUUCUGGUCGAUGCAAUGUACGGGACUACCGGCACGGACUUUGUUCCCACCGUUUCAAUAUUUACACGGGCGUGGACCUUUCAAGAGCGUCUGCUUUCAAGGAGAGUGCUUCAUUUUAUGCCGGACAAGAUGUUCUGGGAGUGCUAUUCUCAAGAGCUCUGCGAGUGUGGACAUGCAGCCGCUCGGUUUAAUUCAUAUUUAGGGAUGCCACCCGACCUCGUCAAAUUUUUGAAGCGAGACCACAUCCGCGCUGUUGCAAAUGAUCCUGAACUGGACUUCACGGAUAUCAUGGCCCAAUGGUACACACUUGUGUCUCAGUAUGUGCAGCGAACGCUGACAUUUGAGACCGAUAAACUGCCAGCUUUUUCCGGGGUAGCAAAACAAUUUCAAGAAAAGAACAAACUAGGUACUUAUUUGGCUGGUCUCUGGUCUGUAGACCUUCUCAAGGCGCUCCUCUGGUAUCGUUCGGUUAAGGGGACGUGGAAAUACUUACCCCAUCUGUCUGAAUCCCUUGUUCCAUCAUGGUCGUGGGCCUCAAUCAGCGGAGCUUGGGAGCAUGAUCAGAUAAUGGGCGACCUCGCGACAGAGACUGCUCAGGUCAUUGAUUUCAGCUGUACACUGGCCAGCGAAGACCCAACGGGUGCCGUAUUGGGCGGGUACAUCAUAUUGAGCGGCUAUUUAGCCUCAGCGUUGCUUAGAUUUCGAGAAGGAGAUCCUAGCAUCGGUGCCAGGGAGAGAUUUCUUGUUCAAGAUGCACUAAUCGUACAGGGCGACUCUGUGCGUCCCUUCGACGCAGACUACCUUUUAGAGGAAACUUCGCCCUCCUUGGCUUCUGGACAAGCCGUAUAUUUGCUUCAGAUCGCGGUCGAGAACAAUCAGGAUGGUGUAGGACCAAAUUAUUUUGCACUCGUCCUUAACAGGAUACCGAAUUCACCGAUGGUGUAUCAGAGGAUUGGCCUAUGUUCUAUUCCUGAUAUAUGGUUCGGCGAAGCUCUCAGAAAUGAGAUCACAAUUGUAUGA